GGAGGGGGGGUGGCUCUGGCCGAGCCGGGAGCUGCGAUUCCCGCCCGAGCGUUCGCAGGCCCCGUGUCCGCCGCGGGUUUCCGUAGCCCGCCCUCCCCAGGGCUCCCGGCAGCCCCCCAGCCAUGGGGUUCCUGAAGCUGAUCGAGAUCGAGAACUUCAAGUCUUACAAGGGGCGGCAAAUCAUCGGGCCCUUCCGGAGGUUCACGGCCAUCAUCGGGCCCAACGGCUCCGGCAAGUCGAACCUCAUGGACGCCAUCAGCUUCGUGCUGGGCGAGAAGACGAGCAACCUGCGGGUGAAGACGCUGCGGGACCUGAUCCACGGGGCGCCCGUGGGCAAGCCGGCUGCCAACCGGGCCUUCGUCAGCAUGGUGUACUCCGAGGAUGGGGCCGAGGACCGCACCUUCGCCCGCGUCAUUGUGGGGGGCUCGUCGGAAUACAAGAUCAAUAACAAAGUGGUGCAGCUCAGCGAAUACAGCGAGGAGCUGGAGAAACUGGGGAUCCUCAUCAAAGCCAGGAACUUCCUCGUCUUCCAGGGGGCGGUGGAGUCGAUCGCCAUGAAGAACCCCAAGGAACGCACAGCGCUGUUCGAGGAGAUCAGCCGCUCGGGGGAGCUGGCCCAGGAGUACGACAAGCGCAAGAAGGAGAUGGUGAAGGCCGAGGAGGACACACAGUUCAACUACCACCGCAAGAAGAACAUCGCGGCUGAGCGCAAGGAGGCCAAGCAGGAGAAGGAGGAGGCGGACCGGUACCAGCGCCUGAAGGAUGAGGUGGUGCGGGCCCAGGUCCAGCUGCAACUCUUCAAGCUGUACCACAACGAGGCUGAGAUCGAGAAGCUCAACAAGGAGCUGGGCUCCAAGAACAAGGAGAUCGACAAGGACAAGAAGCGCAUGGACAAGGUGGAGGAUGAGCUCAAGGACAAGAAGAAGGAACUGGGCAAGAUGAUGAGGGAGCAGCAGCAGAUCGAGAAGGAGAUCAAGGAGAAGGACUCCGAGUUGAACCAGAAGCGGCCACAGUACAUCAAGGCCAAGGAGAACACCUCUCACAAAAUCAAGAAGCUGGAGGCGGCCAAGAAGUCGCUGCAGAACGCCCAGAAGCAGUACAAGAAGCGCAAAGGCGACAUGGACGAGCUGGAAAAGGAGAUGCUGUCGGUGGAGAAGGCUCGGCAGGAGUUUGAGGAGCGCAUGGAGGAGGAGAGCCAGAGCCAGGGGCGAGACCUCACCCUGGAAGAGAACCAGGUGAAGAAAUAUCACCGGCUGAAGGAAGAAGCCAGUAAAAGAGCUGCCACGCUAGCCCAGGAGCUGGAGAAAUUUAACCGGGACCAGAAAGCAGAUCAGGACCGGCUGGACCUGGAGGAGAGGAAGAAAGUGGAGACUGAGGCCAAGAUCAAGCAGAAGCUGCGGGAGAUCGAGGAGAACCAGAAGCGGAUUGAGAAACUGGAGGAAUACAUCGCUACCAGCAAGCAGUCGCUGGAGGAGCAGAAGAAGCUGGAGGGGGAGCUGACGGAGGAGGUGGAGCUGGCCAAGCGGCGCAUCGACGAAAUCAACAAGGAGCUGAACCAGGUGAUGGAGCAGCUGGGGGACGCCCGCAUCGACCGGCAGGAGAACAGCCGCCAGCAGCGCAAGGCCGAGAUCAUGGAGAGCAUCAAGCGCCUCUACCCCGGCUCCGUGUACGGGCGACUCAUCGACCUCUGCCAGCCCACGCAGAAGAAAUACCAGAUCGCGGUCACCAAGGUGCUGGGCAAGAACAUGGACGCCAUCAUUGUGGACUCGGAGAAGACGGGCCGUGACUGCAUCCAGUACAUCAAGGAGCAGCGGGGCGAGCCGGAGACCUUCCUCCCCCUGGACUAUCUGGAGGUGAAGCCCACGGAUGAGAAGCUGCGAGAGCUGAAGGGGGCCAAGCUGGUGAUCGACGUGAUCCGCUACGAGCCGCCCCACAUCAAGAAGGCCCUGCAGUACGCCUGCGGGAACGCCCUGGUGUGUGACAACGUGGAGGACGCCCGGCGCAUCGCCUUCGGGGGUCACCAAAGGCACAAGACGGUCGCCCUGGACGGCACCCUGUUCCAGAAGUCGGGGGUGAUCUCCGGAGGCGCCAGCGACCUGAAGGCCAAGGCCCGCCGUUGGGAUGAGAAGGCCGUGGAUAAGCUGAAGGAGAAGAAGGAGAGGCUGACAGAGGAGUUAAAGGAGCAAAUGAAGGCCAAACGCAAAGAGGCUGAGCUGCGGCAGGUACAGUCCCAAGCCCACGGGCUGCAGAUGCGGCUGAAAUACUCCCAGAGCGACUUGGAACAGACCAAGACGCGUCACCUCGCCCUGAACCUCCAGGAGAAGUCAAAGCUGGAGAGCGAACUGGCUAACUUUGGGCCCCGCAUCAACGACAUCAAGCGAAUCAUCCAGAGCCGGGAGCGGGAGAUGAAGGACCUCAAGGAGAAGAUGAACCAGGUGGAGGACGAGGUGUUCGAGGAGUUCUGCCGGGAGAUCGGGGUGAGGAACAUCCGGGAGUUUGAGGAGGAGAAAGUGAAGCGGCAGAACGAGAUUGCCAAGAAAAGGCUGGAGUUUGAGAACCAGAAGACGCGGCUGGGGAUCCAGCUGGAUUUCGAGAAGAACCAGCUGAAGGAGGACCAGGAGAAGGUGCACAUAUGGGAGCAGACCGUCAAGAAGGACGAGGCCGAGAUCGAGAAGCUCAAGAAGGAGGAGCAGCGUCACAUGAAGAUCAUCGACGAGACCAUGGCCCAGCUGCAGGACCUGAAGAACCAGCACCUGGCCAAGAAAUCCGAAGUCAACGACAAGAACCACGAGAUGGAGGAAAUCCGCAAGAAACUGGGCGGGGCCAACAAGGAAAUGACCCACCUGCAGAAGGAGGUGACGGCCAUCGAGACGAAGCUGGAGCAGAAGCGCAGUGACCGCCACAACCUGCUGCAGGCCUGCAAGAUGCAGGACAUCAAACUGCCCCUCUCCAAGGGCACCAUGGACGACAUCAGCCAGGAGGAGGGUGGGGCGCAUGGCGAGGAGCCCGUCAGCAGCUCCCAGCGCACCUCCAACAUGUACGCCCGGGAGGCCCUGAUCGAGAUCGACUACAGCGACCUGUCCGAGGACCUCAAGGAUGCCCAGGCGGAAGACGAGAUCAAGCAGGAGAUGAACCAGCUGCAGCAGAAGCUGAAUGAGCAGCAGAGCGUCCUCCAGCGCAUCGCCGCCCCCAACAUGAAGGCCAUGGAGAAGCUGGAGAGCGUCCGGGAUAAGUUCCAGGAGACCUCCGAUGAGUUUGAGGCAGCCCGGAAGCGCGCCAAGAAGGCCAAGCAGGCAUUCGAGCAGAUCAAGAAGGAGCGAUUUGACCGGUUCAACGCCUGCUUCGAGUCCGUGGCCACGAACAUCGAUGAGAUCUACAAGGCUCUGUCGCGGAACAGCAGCGCCCAAGCGUUCCUGGGUCCGGAGAACCCCGAAGAGCCGUACCUGGAUGGAAUUAAUUACAACUGCGUGGCCCCUGGCAAGCGGUUCCGGCCCAUGGACAACCUGUCCGGAGGGGAGAAAACUGUAGCAGCCUUGGCCCUUCUGUUCGCUAUCCACAGCUACAAACCUGCCCCCUUUUUUGUGCUGGAUGAAAUUGACGCUGCGCUGGACAACACCAAUAUCGGGAAGGUGGCCAACUACAUCAAAGAGCAGUCAGCCUGCAACUUCCAGGCCAUCGUCAUCUCGCUGAAGGAAGAAUUCUACACCAAGGCUGAGAGCCUGAUCGGGGUCUACCCCGAGCAAGGGGACUGCGUGAUCAGCAAAGUGCUGACCUUUGACCUCACCAAGUACCCCGACGCCAACCCGAACCCCAACGAGCAAUGAGCCGGCCGGACGCUGCCACGGGUGGGGGGGAUGUGAUGAGUUAACUCCCCCCCUUUAUUUUAACCAUUUCAUUGCCUCUGCCAGUGCAGUCUGGGGGGGCAGGGGCUAUUAACCCCCCAUCUCUAAGGUGAGGGCCACCUGUCUCCACAAUGCUGGGGGGGGGGGCGGUUUUAUCCUGAGGGGGCUCAAUUCCCCCCACCCUCCGAUGCUAUUUUUAGAAUCAUGCUAUUUAACUUGCUUUUUAAAAUCAGCCCCCGGGGGAUCAGGGUUGGACGUUUUAGCCCUGGUAGGGCUGGAAUUGGGGGCAGGAGUGGUGGGGGGGGAUCACCGGGCUGUUGCUUUUCGAGUCAUCUCUCUGUGUACGUGUGUCUGUGUGUGUGUGGAAUGUGUCUUUUUGCAACAAAAUAAACCAGAUUUUCCCCUUC
Gopherus flavomarginatus (Mexican gopher tortoise) is the source of this 4249-nucleotide messenger RNA. It is a transcript of the gene SMC1A, whose product is annotated as structural maintenance of chromosomes 1A. NCBI's taxonomy places the organism in Eukaryota, Metazoa, Chordata, Testudines, Testudinidae. Gene Ontology annotation, cellular component: cohesin complex; chromosome; nucleus. Gene Ontology annotation, biological process: sister chromatid cohesion. Gene Ontology annotation, molecular function: ATP hydrolysis activity; protein binding; DNA binding. The transcript has 25 exons. The record is from RefSeq and is a predicted model, not a curated record. Bases 123 to 3824 code for a protein of 1233 amino acids.